This is a messenger RNA of Mytilus trossulus (common blue mussel), 1755 nucleotides long. Its product is annotated as V-type proton ATPase 21 kDa proteolipid subunit c''-like. Gene Ontology annotation, molecular function: proton-transporting ATPase activity, rotational mechanism. Gene Ontology annotation, biological process: proton transmembrane transport. The record is from RefSeq and is a predicted model, not a curated record. Lineage: Eukaryota; Metazoa; Mollusca; Bivalvia; Mytilida; Mytilidae. Bases 95 to 748 code for a protein of 217 amino acids. Gene Ontology annotation, cellular component: proton-transporting V-type ATPase, V0 domain; membrane. The transcript has 7 exons.
ACUCGAGUUUUCUCCCUUUUAAUCACAUGAGCCGUUUCCGUCAAUAUUAUCAUAUGAGGAAAAACGUCAAUAUCUGAAAGAAUAAUUCCAAAAUAUGGAGGCGAAACCGUCAAGUAAACAGACAGGGAUGUCCCUGUUUCCUGUUUACGCUAUUACACUGUUAUUGGGGAUAACUGCUAUCAUCAUUAUAGUUAUGUAUUAUAUGUUAACCGGAAGAGGAACACGUUUUGAUAUUGGAUGGUUUUUGUCAGAGACUUCACCAUAUAUGUGGGGCUCCAUAGGUGUUGGUUUAUGUAUAUCUCUGUCAGUUGUAGGAGCUGCAUGGGGAAUAUUUACUACUGGGUCUAGCAUUUUAGGAGGAGGAGUAAAAGCUCCAAGGAUCAAAACAAAGAAUUUAAUAAGCAUUAUUUUCUGUGAAGCUGUAGCUAUUUAUGGAAUUAUUUUAGCUAUAGUUAUUGGAAAUAAACUUGGGAAAUAUGACCCUCUGGAAUCCAAUCUAGAUGUGAUUAGGGACAGUCAUUAUGCAGGUUUUCAGAUCUUUGCAGCUGGUAUUAAUGUAGGUAUAUGUAACCUUGCCUGUGGAUUGUGCGUGGGUAUUGUAGGAUCUGGUGCAGCAUUAGCAGAUGCUCAGAACUCAGCUCUCUUUGUUAAAAUUCUAAUCAUUGAAAUCUUUGGAAGUGCUAUUGGUCUUUUUGGAAUUAUUGUUGCCAUUUUACAGAUCUCUAGUGCUAAAAUGGGAACUGCAUAAACAAAACAUAGUUAGUCAUAGAUACUGUAUAGAGUCCCAGGAUAUGUAUUCAGAAUUAUGUCUAGUGUAGUUACUUGUGAAUUUAACUUGAACGUGGAUGCUUUAGAUCUAUUACUGUUGUCUCAAAAUGUAUGGAGUUUACAUAGUUAAAUUUAUUAGUUGUACAAAAUCAUAACAAGUUUAAUAAGAUCCCUGCUUGGAAAUAUUAAAAGUCAUGUGAUUACACAAAAACAAAAUUGUCAUGAAAAUAUGAACUAUUAUUAAAGGUUCAAGAUUUGAAAUAUUUAAGGGUAAUUGUAUUGGUUAGAAAAAGUUCUACUUUUUUGUUUAUUAUUUAUAAAUGCAUUUAAUAUAAAGCAAAAGCCGAAAUUUAUCAAAAUAAUGUAAAGAUUUACCGGUAAUUCAUUUAAGUUAGAAAUAUAACUUCUCCAUGCUAGUUGAUGUGAGAAAACUGUUAGCCAAAAAUAAAACUGAACCAGUUUUAUGGAAAGAAUUUGUUCAUGACAUUUUGUGUCUAUAUAAUGUAUUAUUGUGAUAUAUAUAAAAAUGUUUUGUAUUGAAACACAUUCCUUAUACAUGUACAUAAAAUUAUACAUACAACCACUUGUUAGAAUUAGUAAAAGAAAACAGAAUUUUAAAAUCAUUCUUUUUUACUUUUACAAAUUGUGACUUGGAUGUGGAGUUGUCUCAUUGACACUCAUACCACAUCUUCUUACAUCUUUGGAAUUGAUUUUUUUAAUUUUGAUUUUAAUUAAUUUUAUAAUCUGUAUUCAAAUUUCAUAUUUGACAUUUUCUGAAUAAAAAAAAACCUAACAGUAGAAAAAACAGAAUUCAAUUCAAUUCAAUUUCUUUUACCACUUGUGAUUAACAGACCAUAGAUGUUGUUUUCAAAACUGUUUUCCAUACAGUAUGAAUAGCCAAUAUGAAUAAAAAAUAAGUGUUGAGUCUGUGGAUAAUGGAUUGAUUGUAAUAAUAAUGUUACAGUCAUAAUAAAUCUUUAUAUGUUA